Messenger RNA from Hipposideros armiger (great roundleaf bat), 6627 nucleotides. It is a transcript of the gene MRE11, whose product is annotated as MRE11 double strand break repair nuclease. The record is from RefSeq and is a predicted model, not a curated record. Gene Ontology annotation, cellular component: Mre11 complex; nucleus; site of double-strand break. The transcript has 20 exons. The coding region runs from base 216 to 2345 and encodes 709 amino acids. Gene Ontology annotation, biological process: double-strand break repair via nonhomologous end joining; mitochondrial double-strand break repair via homologous recombination; double-strand break repair via homologous recombination. Gene Ontology annotation, molecular function: 3'-5'-DNA exonuclease activity; manganese ion binding; single-stranded DNA endonuclease activity. NCBI's taxonomy places the organism in Eukaryota, Metazoa, Chordata, Mammalia, Chiroptera, Hipposideridae.
GAGAGGAAGAACUGCUUAUUCUCUCCCGCGUAAUUCAGGUUUACGGCCUAGCGGGUUCUCAGGAGCUGCGAGUGUGCCGCUGCUUCUCUGCUCACGGAUAUCGCUCCUUUUUUUUCCCGAAUUUGGAAUCGAGUGAGUUUUCUGACAUUUCAGCGCAGAACCCAGGGGUUCUUGGAGAGGAAAUUGGUCCGAGAGGAGCUGGACUGACCAUAGAAAUGAGUCGUGCAGAUGCCCUCGAUGAUGAAGAUACAUUUAAAAUCUUAGUUGCAACGGACAUUCAUUUGGGAUAUAUGGAGAAAGAUGCAGUCAGAGGAAAUGAUACAUUUGCCACACUUGAUGAAAUUUUAAGACUUGCCCAGGAAAAUGAAGUGGACUUUAUUUUGUUAGGUGGUGACCUUUUUCAUGAAAAUAAACCCUCAAGAAAAACAUUACAUGCCAGCCUUGAGUUAUUAAGAAAAUAUUGCAUGGGUGACCAUCCUGUACAGUUUGAAAUUAUCAGUGAUCAGUCGGUCAACUUUGGUUUUAGUAAGUUUCCAUGGGUGAACUACCAAGAUGGCAAUCUCAACAUUUCGAUUCCAGUGUUUAGUAUUCAUGGAAAUCAUGAUGAUCCCACAGGGGCAGAUGCACUUUGCGCCUUGGAUAUCUUAAGUUGUGCUGGAUUUGUAAAUCACUUUGGACGUUCAAGGUCUGUGGAGAAGAUAGACAUUAGUCCGGUUUUGCUUCAAAAAGGAAGCACAAAACUUGCUCUAUAUGGCUUAGGAUCCAUUCCGGAUGAAAGACUGUAUCGAAUGUUCGUCAAUAAAAAAGUAACAAUGUUGAGACCAAAAGAAGAUGAGAACUCUUGGUUUAACUUAUUUGUGAUUCAUCAGAACAGGAGUAAACAUGGAAAUACUAACUUCAUUCCAGAACAAUUUUUGGAUGACUUCAUUGAUCUUGUUAUUUGGGGCCACGAACACGAGUGUAAAAUAGCUCCAACCAAAAAUGAACAACAGCUUUUUUAUGUAUCACAACCUGGAAGUUCUGUAGUUACUUCUCUUUCCCCGGGAGAAGCUGUAAAGAAACAUGUGGGUUUGCUGCGUAUUAAAGGAAAGAAGAUGCAUAUGCAGAAAAUUCCUCUUCACACAGUGCGGCAGUUUUAUAUGGAGGAUGUUAUUCUGACUGAUCAUCCAGACAUUUUUAACCCGGAUAAUCCUAAAGUAACCCAAGCCAUACAAAACUUCUGCUUGGAGAAGGUUGAAGAAAUACUUGAAAAUGCUGAGAGGGAACGUCUGGGAAAUCCUCGACAGCCAGAAAAGCCUCUUAUACGACUGCGAGUGGACUACAGUGGAGGUUUUGAACCUUUCAGUGUUCUGCGCUUUAGCCAGAAAUUUGUGGAUCGAGUAGCAAAUCCAAAGGAUGUUAUCCAUUUUUUCAGGCGUAGAGAACAAAAGGAAAACACAGGAGAAGAGAUCAACUUUGGGAAAUUCAUUACAAAGCCUUCAGAAGGAGUAACUCUCAGGGUAGAAGACCUUGUAAAACAAUAUUUUCAAACUGCAGAGAAGAAUGUGCAGCUCUCACUUCUAACAGAAAGGGGAAUGGGUGAAGCAGUACAAGAAUUUGUGGACAAAGAGGAGAAAGAUGCCAUAGAGGAAUUAGUGAAAUACCAGUUGGAAAAAACACAGCGAUUUCUUAAAGAACGUCAUAUUGAUGCCCUAGAAGAUAAAAUCGAUGAAGAGGUACGUCGUUUCAGAGAAAGCAGACAAAAAAAUACUAACGAAGAAGAUGAUGAAGUUCGAGAGGCCAUGACUAGGGCCAGAGCCCUCAGAUCACAGACGGAGGACUCUGCUUCCGCCUUUAGUGCUGAUGACCUUAUGAGCAUAGAUAUGGCAGAACAGAUGGCUGAAAACUCUGAUGAUAGCAUCCCAGAAGCAUCCAACAAAGGAAGAGGUCGAGGAAGAGGCCGGAGAGGAGGAAGAGGGCAGAAUUCAGUGUCCAGAGGAGGGUCUCAGAGAGGAAGAGCACGCACUGGUCUGGAGACAUCUACUCGAAGCAGAAGUUCAAAGGCCACUAUGUCAACAUCUAGAAAUAUGUCUAUUGUAGACGCCUUUAAAUCUACAAGACAGCAGCCCUCCCAAAAUGUUGCUACUAAGAAUUAUUCAGAGGUGAUUGAGGUGGAUGAGUCAGAUGUGGAAGAUGACAUUUCUCCUACCACUUCAAAAACAGAUCAAAGGUGGUCGAACACAUCAUCAUCAAGCAAAAGCAUGUCCCAGAGCCACAUAGCUAAAGGGGUCAAUUUUGAAUCAGAUGAGGACGAUGAUGAUGAUCCUUUUAUGAACACUAGUUCUUUAAGAAGAAACAGAAGAUAAUUAAUGGCACUGUGAAGUUUUCGAGAUUCAGGAAAAGUCAAAAUGUUACAAGCUAAGAGUUUGCAGUUGAAGAUUCUUAAAGUAUUAUUGUUAACUGAAGAAUUUGAAAGAGACUGUCUUAAUACAGAAACUAAUGUAUAAGAAUUUCUGUCAGUAUCAUUUCCUGAACAUGACUCCAUUACUUGAGACUUCCCAGCUCAAGAACAUGUAAAAUAGCAUUGGCUUUCCUUAUUUCUUAAUCUUGAUUGUUAACUCUACCUGGAGAUGCUGUAUAAAAUUUAGGCUGUUAUUUUCCUGGCAUAUAUUAGUGUAUGCCUUAGUCAGAGCUUUGCUUAAAUAUUAUUCUUGAACAAGGAUUAAAAUAAAUAUACCAUUACGCAUUUCUGCUUCACAAUCAAAGACUGUGUCAGUAUUUUAAUGUGGUUACAUUUAGCCAGAGUUGAGAAAAGGAGCCUAUAAAAUUUAACCUCUUUAUAAUUUUAAUAAUUCCUGGAGAUUCUUGAUUUCCUGAAGGUCAAACAAUGUAUGGGAAACUGGGUCUAAGUUCGCUGUUGUUGCUGAGUGUGUGUUCUCUUUCUAAUGCUUGUGAUAGUAUUAGCCAUGGAGACUUUGAAUGGUUAAGAUGUACCUUAUCCUUUGAAUAAUUAUAUAUAAUCUAGUAUUAAAAAAUUGAAUAGACUGUCAGAAUUAUUGAGUUUUUCAUUUCAGUUAAAAGAUUAUGUUCCCAUUGAGUGAGAGUAAUCUUCUCCAUUACUCUCCAUUAUUAUGGUUUUCUUUCUGUAUCUCUCUUAUCUAUUUCUAGGAGGAAAAGGAAUGUAUUUUUUUUAGCGAUAUUGAAGAACUUUAUUAGAAAGAGUGGUCAGUUUAACCUUACGGUCCUAUUGCAUUAAAAUAUUGAAAUAUAACUUCUGUGGAAUAACAAUGCCAAGAUUUCUAGUUAAUGUUUUAUCUUAACGUUAGGCAUGGACAGUUCCAGAAAUCUUAAUGAAGCAGCUCAUGUUAAGUUUAUAUUUUCUUACUUGAAUUCAGGGGGACAUAAGAAUUUGACCUGUUUAGAUUUCAGUUAAAUAAUUCUCCAUUGUAAGACUUUGUUAAAAGACCCCUGAGAGCAUUCCUUCUUUUUACCUAUGAGGAAGGAAUAUUUGAAGGCCCCUGCCUGUCAGAGUUGUAGAUCUUGGCAGUACAACAGCCUAAUACUUCUUUAUAUGUAGAAACAAACAAUUGACUGUGCAGUAUUCAUGAUUAUUGUCAUAGUCAUACCUGGAAUGUGUCAAGUUAUAAAAGAACAUUUGCAUAGGCCACUUUUAUAUUAUAGCCCUAUGAAAUGGCCUAAGUCCACAAUUGUGAUAUAACAUCCUGAGUUUCUUUAAAAAUAUUUUCUAUACCUAACUUGAGCAUAAUGAUUAUUUUAGCAGAUAGCAUUAACUCAGGGGAAGGCACCAUCCUAUAAAAUAUUCUCAGGUACAUCUGCCCACAUCUUUCAUAUUCCCAGUGUUUGAAUGAAGCGGAGAUGAAAUCAGGAGUGAGCACUGCUUUCCAUGGUGGAGUGGAAGCCAGUUUGGGGGGCAGCCUUUGGGUGACUCAGUGUACCCCCUGACAGGUGAGGGUCCUAGUGAAGGAGGUGGCCCUAAAGGAUCCUGAUGGAUUCCUGAUCAAAAAGAAGGCGGCUUUCUGCCUUUCUAAAAAUUGCUCUACAGCAUGAAAGAGGUUCUAAAUGUGAUACCGUCAGCACCUAGGAAAAGUGAUUCCGCAGCAGUUAGGUGAAAUUCCUUUCAAUUAAUUCAGGUCAUUUUGUAACUGGUUAGUGUGUGUGUCACUUCCUAGAGAUACGGUAAAUAAAACAUGAAAGAAAACCCUUUUUGAUUGAAUAUUAUUGCAUAGUUAAUUAUGCCAUAUAUCCUUGAUAUUCCUGUAUUAGUGCAGCACAAUCUAGUCAUUUUUGGACUGUUUCAGACAUGUUACCGUGUAGAGGUGAUUCCAGAUUUCAGAUCACUUGCAGUUGCUCUUGGAGGCUGAGAGAGCAGCGAUGAAAACAUUCUGAGGGAAAAAAUCCAUUUACCACAGAAUAUAGCUCUUGUUUUGUUUCCUAUCAUAAAAAUAUAGUGCAUUUACAAGGUCAUGGAUGUAUUGUAACUCUAGGAAGUAUAAGGUGCUUAGAAAAUUCAAGCAUUUAGGCAUACGACUUAAUUCAGGUUUAUAUAAAACAUUUUUUUCCUAAAUUUUUAAAAUUGCAAAAUACGAUAUCAGAAAAGUCAUGUGGUUUAACAAAUAAUUAUAAAGCGAGCACUCAUGGCAUCUCUAUACAGGUCAGGAAAGAGAAUAUCACUAGUGUCUGAAGCUCAAGUGUUCUGGUCUCUGGGUAACCAGCCUUGACUUCUGUAAUUCAGGAACUCUUUUGCCACAAGGUGGUGCUUCCACCAGAUGGCAUAUAGGAUGAGGCAACUGCGAAUCAAAUUAAAAAGUUAGUGUAGUUUUGUAAUAAAUUUGGAACCUAUGCAAUAAUACUAAACCUAUGCAGUAAUACCAAAGUUAGCCUUUUAAUCUUAUAUGUAAAUUGCUUUACAUAUUUCAUCUGGUUUAACCUGUUCCUAAGGGAAUUGCCAGUUUGAUAAGUUUUACAUAUAAAGGUUCAAGAAGAUGUUUUAUGUUUUAAUAAAGAGAAAAAACUUUUAUUAGAAAAAUUGAAUUAAAGUCUCCCUUUGUAAAUUUUUUCUGUGGAAAUGUACUGUAUUUAAAAAUACCUUUUCCCCAAUGUAAUCUGAUGUCCUUUUUUGUAUCAUUGCUUUUUUCUUUUUGAGGUUUUUUUUUUUUUUCUAUCAUUGUUUUUGGUUCAUAGUGUUGUGUGGCUUUUAAAAGCUAACUACCAUUAAAAUUACUAUAAAAGUUUUAUAGAUGAAGAUUUGGCUUUUUUAGUCCAAAGAGCUUCCCUGUUCUUGAAUGAAAAAUGUCCACAUUUCAUCAUUUGCUUAUCUCAUUCCCUUUUACUAUUUUUGAACUUAAUAUUUAUUACCUAAGUCAGAAAAUACUAGAAUUUUAUUUUGAUCUCUGUGAAACCAGUUCACAUAAUUUGUUAUUGUCAUGCACGUUUGUUUAUCUUUACCAUGGUUGAUCACUGAUCUGAUUUUACUUGUUUUUAAAGUGUAAAGGCAAUGCAUGUUCUUCCAAAUUCAGAUAUUGAAAUAUGUAUCAAAAUGUGUAUAUUUGCCCUUAAUCCCCUCCCCAAACAUAACCUCUCAACAAUUGGGCACUAUUUUUUAAUUCCUUUUGGCAUGACUACUAACAAAAAUUGUCGAAUUAGAACCCCAUAUUGUGUAGUCAGAUAUUUUAGUCCCCAUAUCAAGGUAUAUGUUCACCUUGGUAUUUAUCUUGACAUCCUGAUGUUUCUCCAUCUGCUUUUAAUUAAACUCUCGUCUGUUUUGAGGGAUAAUUGCACAGCUUUCCAGUGUGUAAUUUAGAUGUUAUCACUCAAUUUGUGUCAAAUAAAAACAUAUUUAAUCUCUGCGCCUUGAUGUCAGAAGUGGUAAAGUGAUUUUCAGAUUUUGGCCAUUGAGUGCACAUAAUACUCGAUUAGCUGAAACAAAUGCGGUGGGCAUUAGGCUGCCUGGCCCAGCCACCGUCUUCAGCCGCCCGGAGCCCUGCACAGUCCUGGUGGUUCAUGUGUGGUGCCCAGCGCCAGUGCAUUAGGUACCCUGAUCUCACUGCCUGUUUCAUUUCAAGGGUCUCAUGUUUGUUAUAUUUAAAAACCAUUAUUUUCUCCACUGUAAGCCGAUAAAUGUAACUCCUGCCUACCUAUUAAUGCAUUUGAACUGAUUGCAGGGUGUGUUUGGACUUUGAGAAAAUUGCUAGAGGCAAAAAGCUGUUGCUUGAGAGGCACGACUGCAUUUCUGUUGGUCCUAUGAUAGUCGAGAAAUAGGAGUAGGACUCAUGAAAUGAAGGCAUCCAUUUUACAGUCAUUCCAUAUACUUGGAUGUAGUGUUGUGGAAGUUCAAAACUGUUACUGAAAAUAGCUCUGAAAAUCCUGCUUCUCCAGGCAGGCUUUAAAUUAUAAGUUAUUUUAUAAAUUAACCAAAUGGUAACUUUGUUGUAUACCCUUUUUGUGUAUGACUUCUUUUACACGACAUAUACAUCCAUGUUGCAGCAUGUAUCUGUAGUUUUCACUUUUUCAUUGCUCAUAGCAAUUUACUCUCCUACCAGCAAUAUAGGAGAGUCGUAGGUGCUCUCUAGUCUUGGAAUAGCUUGUAUUGUCAGCCUUUUUAAUUUUAGUCAUACUUGUGGAUAAAGA